AUGCCCCCGGAAGAUAUGGCCCAGCCGGAUUUUGCCUACAGACCUUCAGCCAUGUCCAACGGACCGUGGAACUCGACGCGGAGAAAAGCUCAAUGUACAAUGAUGCAUUCCCACCCGCUGGAGGGUUUGACGGCAACUACUAUCGCUCAUCAAGGUAAGAGCCAGACGUCGAGUUUUCUGCCAUUUUCAUCACAAAGGAACAAGCGAGUAACACCGUCCCUUCAAAGCGUGUCUACAUACUCGCCAGGAACCAGUAAUUACAACUUGCCGAUCGGAACAAAUCCCCAUGUUGCCGCCGCCGCUGCUGCUGCCGCCGCCGCCGCCCCGGCGUACGGAUCACGUCCGGCUUCUGGCACAUACGGCACCAGUGGUGCUGCUGGCUAUGGCUCGUACAAGAGUACGAACUCCCAGGCGUGGGACCACCAGGAGAGAUACUCCCCAACGGACUCGGUCGACGACAUCAUUGCAUCCCCGAACUUGUCUGACUACUCCCUCGAGAACGGGGCCGGCGCCACGCCUCCGAGCAAAGGAAAGGUGAAUGGGAAGGGAAGGCCUCAGCGUAGGCCGUCAAACCGCGACGAAUUCGACGGCCCGCAUCAGUUUCUCGCCCGCCCGCCACCGGAAUACAUCGCCAUGCAAGAGCGCGAACUACCUCACUUGCCGACGAACCUGCACGUGCAAGAGCAAGACAUGGUCCUGACCCAAGUCAACGACCGGCUCUCUCAGUGCGCCUACGACUUCGUUGCGAAAUACCAGUUUCCGAUUCCAUUAACGCAGGACAUGCGGCCCGUAGAACGGCCCCAGGAUCGGGAAUGGACGGAAUGGGUGUAUCUCCUGAAGCGGCUGGCGACGAAGCGCCGCAUUCCCGCGCGGGUGCUCUAUAACGGACAGAUUAAGCAGUUUGUCACGAUUCUCGAGAACUCUCUGGAGAUGCGGCACGCCGCCAAGCAUCAGAGUCGCCCACUAAAGGACGACCGCAAUAUUCUACAGCUCAUUUCGGCGGGCAUCCAGGUGGCCAAGAUCCUCAAGGAUGCCAGUGCCAUGGAAUACCUAGACCGACUAUACGUUUCCACGGAGAAGCAGAUUCAAGACCGUGCCGUCGCGCGGUUCAGAAGCUAA
Molecule: messenger RNA, 1119 nt
Organism: Colletotrichum higginsianum IMI 349063
Lineage: Eukaryota; Fungi; Ascomycota; Sordariomycetes; Glomerellales; Glomerellaceae
Exons: 2
Coding region: 1-1119 (372 amino acids)
Source: RefSeq, a predicted model, not a curated record